This is a messenger RNA of Dunckerocampus dactyliophorus (ringed pipefish), 949 nucleotides long. It is a transcript of the gene cnfn, whose product is annotated as cornifelin. NCBI's taxonomy places the organism in Eukaryota, Metazoa, Chordata, Actinopteri, Syngnathiformes, Syngnathidae. The transcript has 3 exons. The record is from RefSeq and is a predicted model, not a curated record. Gene Ontology annotation, cellular component: cornified envelope. Bases 80 to 430 code for a protein of 116 amino acids.
UGAGGCAAACCUCAUAAGCUCAUGCUCAGGUGAACUCCUUUGCUCAAACUCUUGGUGCUCCCUCUUCCUGCUUGCAGCCAUGGCCUUCCAGCCUAAUGUGGUGACCUCUCAGUCUCACGUGACCGUCAAACAGUACAGCGUGUCCUCUGGUGUGUCCGACUGGAGUACAAACGUGUGCGGCUGCUGUGACGAUUGCGGCAUUUGUCUGUGUGGUACCUUUGUGCCGUGCAUCUUGGGCUGUAAGGUGGCCCAGGACAACGGGGAAAGCUGCUGCCUGCCCUUCCUCCCUGGAGCACUGAUCGCUUUAAGGACCAGUAUGCGGAGCAAAUACCGCAUUGAAGGAUCAGUGUGUGGCGACUGGAUGGUUAUGGCGUGCCUGCCCCAGUGUGGAUUGUGUCAAAUGGCACGAGAGCAACAGAUGCGAGAAUAAGAGGAGCACAAGUAAUUGACUCUAACUAAAACAUGAAUUUAGUUUUUACAUAUUGGACAUAAUUUCAGAGUAUUGUUUUUCUACUGAAGCUGUAACUCAAAAGGUGCUUCAAAUUCAUUCACACAUUUGAUCCUAGUGACAAAAAUAUGUCAGCUAUGAAACGAAUCGAUCUUUUAAAAAAACUGCUGCCUGAAAUAUGCCACUAUUAAUCAUAUUUUUGGAGUUUUUAACCAUUCAAAAAGGCAAAUAUAUUUACAUAAUGCCAACAUUUUUAAAACAAAGCUAAAACAUACUUUAAAAGACACACCAUUCUGCAGUUCGGUGUACAAAUAUAAAACGUAAACAUUUAAAGUCAUUAGUCCAAAGUCCAUGGAAAUCUUAAGACUAGAGAUUUCAAUUUUUAUGUUAAGAUAAAUGUGAGAUCAAAAAUAGCAUUUUUUUUCUGUCUGGCCAUUUUAGGCUAAUUUAAGGAACAUAAAUGACAAUUCUAAAACGUUUGUAAAUAUAAAAAAAUGAAUA